UCUAUUUAGAAAACAGAAUAAAUGCCCCUUCCUCGAAUAACAACACCUCUCUCUCUUUCUCUCAAGGCAUCAAUUCUCAUAGCAAUGUCGAUAGAGAGAAUGAAUAGUAGUGUCCUUGUCUCCCUAAUCUUCUACUCCAUUAUUCUCACAUCCGCCAUGGAACCCCCAUGCAAGAAAACAUGCGGCCCAACCCCAAUCAAGUACCCAUUCGGCUCCGGCCCCGGCUGCGGCUCUCCUCGCUUCCACCCCUACGUGGCCUGCUCGGGCCCCACCAACCAGCUCCUCCUCACCACCCACACCGGUACCUACCCCAUCACCUCCGUCGACUACUCCGCCGCCGUCGUCACCAUCUCCCCUCCCUGCAUGUCCAACUGCACCACCAUGCGGCCCACCUCGCUCAAAUUCGGGCUGGACUGGGCCGGCCCAUUCCAGCUCGGCCCAUCCACCUUCAUCCUCUUAGGCUGCUCUUUCUCCAGCACCUCCAGCCUCUUAUGCGACGCCACGUCAUCGGCGUAUCUCUGCCCCACCAUCUGCUCGUGCCCGGGCGCGGCGGCGCUGCAGCUGCCCGGGAACGGCGGCUGCUGCGUGUACUCGCCGGCGAGUCUGGACCCGAGGGACGAGCUGGACGUGGCGGGGCUGGGGUGCGCUGCGUACAGCUCGGUGGUGGCGGUGGGGGAUGAGCCUACCGAUCCGGCCACGUGGCGGUAUGGGGUGGCGCUCAAGUAUACGAUGGGGGGGCUGGAUGGGUACGGUAUGGCGCCCGGGUGCCACGGGUGUGAGCUCAGCGGCGGCGUCUGUGGGUACGCGCCGCCGAGGAAUUCGUUCGUGUGCGUGUGUGAGUCUGGGAAUACUACUACGGAUUGCAAUGGCUAUAAUUGGAUCUAUAUGAGCUCAUCUUUUAAAUUGCGUACAGGAGUGUUUUGGCUGGGAAUGGCAGUUUGGUUGGCGGUGAAAUUGUGAGAGAAUGUGGAGAGAAAGGAAGAAGAAAGACAGAGAAAAACAUUUUUUGUGAUUUCCUGCUCUAUGUUAGCAUUAUUCUUACAAAAUUAAUGUGGAUGCUUGGGUAGUUGUGGAGAAUAAUAUCUGAAUGGAAGUCUAGAGAGAAUAAAGUUAGCAUCGGCGCAUAUGUUCCCUAAUAUCUGUCUAAUUUAUUAAUUUCAUAAACCAUGCAAAAAUGCAAUGGUUGUUCUUCACUAUCA
Salvia hispanica is the source of this 1199-nucleotide messenger RNA. RefSeq lists its product as uncharacterized. Gene Ontology annotation, molecular function: polysaccharide binding. The record is from RefSeq and is a predicted model, not a curated record. Lineage: Eukaryota; Viridiplantae; Streptophyta; Magnoliopsida; Lamiales; Lamiaceae.